CUACUUGAACUGAGAGAAAGCAUCAUCACUGAGUGUUUCUAGGUAAAUGGACCGAGGCUAGCGCUGUUUUUUGCAGGUUGGUGGUAAUUUCGAAAUUCACGAGCAUGGCGACUUAGAAACGCAUUUUACUUACUGUAGAUAUUGCACUGCCAACUGUGCAUUUUUUGUUUGUCUGCUUUGUUUUUUUAACACUGCAGUUCUAAGGGUCGUUGCCAUCUCAACAGUUUAGCUUUAAUUGGAAGUGAUUCUUUAACCUUCCUCGACAAAGUAGCAGCUAAUGCUAGCCUCCAUAUAACUGUCCAGAAGUGAUCUUUGUAUAAUAAAAUCAUUUGGUAUUUCGCAUACAAGAGCACGCGACAGCUGUAAGCUUGAUCAGCAAACAGAGACAGGUUGGGCUUUUUGUUUGAGGGGAAACAUGUCGGGAGCUAACAGGGGACAGGGAAGCGCGGCUAGUGAGUAUCACAACCAAGAGAAUAUGCCGUCAAGACUAAGAGGCUCGAUAAAACCUCGAGCUGCUGCAAACGAAAACCAAGAAAACCAUCCACCGAAACAGGCAGCCAGUAGAACCGUCCUGGGACCUCUGCAGAACAACCAGCGGAGCAAAACCCAGAAUCAGCGCGGAACGAAACAGGACUCAUCACAGACGUUGACGUGUAAAAAUGAAGAUUUCAGCAAAAGCUGCUAUGAGAAGCCAUCCACCAAACAGCCUGCUUUCCAGAUCCAUGUGGAUGAGCCCGAUGGAACCUGUGCCAAGAAGCCACAGCAGGUGGUUGAAGCUGUCAAAACAAAGUCGGUCCCUGUAGAGUCUCCCCUCACAAUCAACAAUGUUGUGGCACAGCUCCGACAGCCCCUGGCCACAAUUGAUAUUCCAUCAGCAAUGGAUGUCAGCUUUGACUCUCCCAUGGACAUGUCUGUGGUCGAGGGGGAGGAGAAACCAGUCAAUGUAAAUGAGGUCCCAGAAUAUGCUGCUGAAAUCCACACGUACCUUAGGGAAAUGGAGGUAAAAACCAGGCCUAAAGCUGGCUAUAUGAAGAAGCAACCUGACAUCACGAACAGCAUGAGGGCCAUCCUGGUGGACUGGCUGGUUGAGGUUGGAGAAGAGUACAAGCUCCAGAAUGAAACGCUUUAUCUGGCUGUCAACUACAUUGACCGCUUCCUCUCAUCCAUGUCUGUCUUGAGAGGGAAGCUUCAGCUGGUUGGCACUGCUGCCAUGCUGUUGGCUUCGAAAUUUGAAGAGAUCUACCCCCCUGAGGUGGCAGAGUUUGUUUACAUCACAGAUGACACCUACACCAAGAAGCAAGUGUUAAGAAUGGAGCAUUUGGUGCUUAAAGUGCUCUCCUUUGAUCUGGCAGCACCUACCAUCAACCAGUUUCUCACCCAAUACUUCCUCCAUCAGCCAGUUAACAAACAAGUGGAAAACCUAGCAAUGUACCUUGGGGAGCUCAGUCUUGUUCAUUCAGAUCCCUUCUUGAAGUACCUGCCAUCACAGACGGCUGCUGCAGCUUACAUCCUAGCCAACAGCACAGUGACUGGUGGCUCAUGGUCAAAGUCCUUGACGGAGAGAACAGGAUACUCACUGGAAGAUCUUAUGCCAUGCAUUGAAGAUCUGCACCGACUUUACCUCGGUGCUGCUCAGCAUGCCCAGCAGUGUGUUCGAGAAAAGUACAAGGCCUCCAAGUACCUUGAAAUUUCCCUCAUCGAACCUCCAACUAAACUGCUGCUGAACUGAUGUCUCCCUCUUCCCUUCUACAUGUAGAGUUGUACCAGGUUUUUUUUUUUUUUUUUAUUUUAUAUAUAUAUAUAAAUGACGUGUGCCACAAUUUCAAGUAACAUUGCCUGCUCUUCUCGGAGUAGUGCUAGAUAAUUUUUUUUUUUUUUCUUUUUUGUUUUGUAUUUUUUUAAAUGUAUUUUUAUAUACACAUUCAUACCGGAUGCUACAGUUCAGUUGAUCAAGCAAUUUUAAUGGUUUGACUUUUAAUCAGACAAAAUGUAGAGGUCUUGUCACCCCUCUCUAAACACUGUUUUGAUCUACAGUGUCCCAACUAAAGUAGACCCAUGAAUGUACUCAAACCCAGAAACCUUAAUUCUCCUUCUACUUUGAAGGGUUGAGGUCAAGCAGUUUCUGGUUCACUUUAAGAGGCAUGACAAAGUAUUUGGCUUGAUGGGAUGCAGAUUAAAGUGUUUUGUCUGUCAUUGAGUCGGCUGUCUCAUUACAUUGAUGUCUUGGAAGCAAACAGCUUUUCAAGGCAUUUGAAUCUGCACUGUAAAAUAUGGCUCUUGUAAAUAAAAUUCAUUUAAAGUAA
Molecule: messenger RNA, 2303 nt
Organism: Scatophagus argus
Lineage: Eukaryota; Metazoa; Chordata; Actinopteri; Scatophagidae
Gene: ccna2
Product: cyclin A2
Exons: 8
Coding region: 416-1729 (437 amino acids)
Biological process (GO): regulation of cyclin-dependent protein serine/threonine kinase activity; mitotic cell cycle phase transition
Cellular component (GO): cytoplasm; nucleus; cyclin A2-CDK2 complex
Molecular function (GO): cyclin-dependent protein serine/threonine kinase regulator activity
Source: RefSeq, a predicted model, not a curated record